UGGAACAAAGCUCUUGGCACAGCCAGACUCACACGCAUUCAAUACGCACACUGUGCUCGUGAGGAAUUCCUCUUCAAGAACAGAUCCUUCCACAUCCUCCGCCUCAAUCUCCAUCCAGGUAUUCCAGCCGGUCCUGUUGAGAGGAGCACCCCCAUCAUGGCACAUGGGAGCUUGGCCUGCCGUCUCUCUGCUCUACUGGGGCUUCUCCUGACCCCUUCUCUGGGGUUGGAACCUCCACGGAUCUCCUUCCCCCUCGGUUAGUAGAACAUUUGGUGAAUUAUUGUUUUUUCAUGUCCAUUUACUAGGAUUUGGGUUUUCAUGUAUUUGCAUGUGUGUGUGUGUGAAUCUAGCAAAUAUGUAACUCUAGCAUUCAGGCAAGUCAGAUAAUAUUAUUUCACGUUUAUUUCAUGUAAAUAUAUAAUUUGUCAGGAUAUAAUAUGACCAAAACACUUUCUCAUGUUGAACCGCUGAGACAUGUUGCAACUUGGCAUAGAAAACAUGCUUAUUAGCUACCUUUUUGGGUAAAUUGCUAUCUGGCUCCUCUGCAAAUCAUUCAGCUUGUGGCUGUAUGCACUUCAUUUGAGUUUCAGUUUGUGCCUCUUCCGCUAAACCUAAAGAAACAACAGUGGCAUGAAACACGAUGGCACAAUAGACACCAAGGCACAUAACCUAAGCCAGGGGUUCCAAAACUCUUUCACUCAGGCCCCCCUUCCAGCAUUGGAGAACAUCCCCCUCCCCCUGCACGCAUCUGCGCCACGUCUAUUUAUAUGAGCACAAGCACUGUUAAUGACACAAACUGUUCACAUCUCUUUUGUUGGUGGAGAGAACAUUUUGCAUGUUUAAAGCUCAUUUCCUGCAAUUCUACACAUUUUGUCAUGGGGUGCAGAGAAAAUGUUGCAGUUUUAAUGCUACAUUUCUUGCAAUUCUAUAGAUUUUGCCUUGUCUAAUGUAUAUUUAAAUGACCCAAACAUUACAACAAAAUCUAUGGGCUAAAAAACCUAGCAAAAAAAACUUUUGCUGACAUAGGCUAGUUGAUAACUAAUAAUGUAAGCUUACUGUGUCCAUAAUAAGUAUAUCGUUUGUAGGUUUGGAGCUUUUGUGAAAGACAGGCUAGUUCAGGGGUGUCAAACUCAUUUUAGCUCAGGGGCCACAUGGAGGAAAAUCUAUUCCCAAGUGGGCCGGACCGGAAAAAUCAUGGUAUAUAUAACUUAAAAACAACAACUUCAGAUUGUUUUCUUUGUUUUAAUACGAUCAACAUACAACAUAAAGCUGGAGUCUGAGGACAGUGUGUCCAAAAUAGUACAAGCACAACAUCACUAUUAAUCAUAAAACACGUCAAGUUUAUUUGAAAGUUCUGAGGACAAAGAACACACAAACACACAAUGCCUCAGUGAUUCACAGAAGUAUAUCACAGAUCACAGAACUAUAUCAGGGUGUCAUUUCUCAGGCAGAAAUGUAGAUAAAAGUAAUGAAAUCCUGUUCCCCAAACAAGUGCAAGAACCACAGAGUCAAGAAUAGGUUAAAUAUACAAAUAAAAUAAAAUCAAUUAAAAACAAUAGCACAUCAACAUAAAAACAUAUAAACAUAAAGCUGGAGCCUGAGGACAGUGUCCAAAAGCACAACAUCACUAUUAAUCAUAAAACACCUCAAGUUAUUUGAAAGUUCUGAGGACAAAGAACACACAAACACACAAUGCCUCAGUGAUUAACAGAACUGUUUCACAGAUCACAGAACUAUAUCAGGGUGUCAUUUCUCAGGCAGAAAUGUAGAUAAAAAUAAUGAAAUCCUGUUCCCCAAACAAGUGCAAGAACCACAGUCAAGAAUAGGUUAAAUAUACAAAUAAAAUAAAUUCUAUUAAAAACAAUAGCACAUCAACAUAAAAACAUAUAAACAUAAAUCUGAAAGCGUUGCUCAAACUCCCGUAACAGUCCCGUUAUUUUAUCUUUGAACCGCUUCAUGUCUGCCACAUGUUGGGUCGCGCACACAUUUUUCAGACAGGGGAAGUGAGCUGCAUCACCACCGGCAAGUUGCGUCUCCCACAAUGACAGCUUCAACUUGAAAGAACGUAUGCUGUCAUAAUACUGCGUGACAACUUUGUUGCGCCCUUGCAGCUGUUUGUUGAAGUUAUUCAGGUGCUCUGUAACAUCCACCAUAAAUGCAAGGUCCUGCAUCCAUUCUGCGGAAUGAAAUUCUAACACUGGUUUGCCCUUUUCUUCCAUGAACUGUUCAAUUUCUUCUCGUAAAUCAAAGAAACGCCUCAGCACAGCACCUCGGCUUAACCAUUUUACCUCGGUGUGGUAUGGCAGGCCAUAGAUGUGGUCUUUCUCUCUGAGAAGGCUGUCAAACUGACGGUGAUUCUGGAUCGGAUGAAAUUAACAGUUUGGAUGACCACCUUCAUGACGUUAUCCAUCUUUAAUGACUUGCAACACAAAGCCUCCUGGUGCAAAAUACAGUGAAAAGUCAAAAAAUCACGUCCUCCAUUUGCAGAUUGCACUUUCUCUCUGAACUUUGUCACAACGCCUGCUUUUUUCCCGAUCAUUGAGGGCGCACCAUCUGUAGCCAGGCUGACAGCGCGGGACCAGUCCACUCCGACCCUGUCCAGCGCGCCGACGAGUGCGGUAAAAAUAUCAGCUGCUGUCGUUGUAUCUGUCAUCGGCACCAACUCCACGAACUCCUCAGUGACGGUCAAUGUGUCAUCAACUCCGCGGAUGAAAAUGGCCAGUUGUGCAACAUCUGUAAUGUCCGUGCUUUCAUCAAUUGCAACCGAAAACGCAAUAAAUGACUUUACUUUUUGCUUCAACUGGCUGUCUAAAUCCACUGAAAGAUCGGAAAUCCUGUCUGCAACUGUGUUUCUUGUCAGGCUGAUAUUUGCAAAAGCCUGCCGCUUUUCAGGGCACACAAUCUCCGCUGCCUUCAUCAUGCAUGUUUUUACAAAUUCACCCUCACUAAAUGGUUUUGAAGCCACUGCGAUUUCAUUAGCAAUGAGGUAGCUAGCUUUCACUGCAGCGUCACUGAUGUCUCGGCUGUGAGUAAACACAGACUGCUGUUUCUUCAGACCCGCCAACAGUUCAUUCACCUUCUCAUCUCCGCUGUCCUUGAAAGUUGUCAUAUUUGUCGGCAUGAAGACUCACAUAGUGGCGACGAAGGUUAUAUUCUUUCAGCACUGCAACAUGCUCUGAACACACCAAACAUACAGCUUUCCCAUUCAAUUCCGUGAAUAAAUAGGAUGACCAUUUUUCUUGGAACACUCUGUACUCUGCGUCCACUUUUCUCUUUUUUGACAGAGACAUAUUGGGGCAAUGAGGGUGCCAAAGCACAUAAUGUUAAAAGUAGAAGCCGUAAUAAAUAUCGCGGGCAAAACAAAGUAGCUCAUUGGCUGCACGUGCUUGACCUACUUGCUCUGCCCCGGUAUAAACAGUUUGCUUGCUUAACACAAUUGCUAUUGCGCCAUCCAGCGGACGCAAUUGGAACAGCAGUUUAUUUUAUUGAAAAAUUGCAGCGCAUUUUUAUACUUUUUUUUUUUAAUCAUCUCGCGGGCCGGAUUAAACCCGUUUGCGGGCCUGAUCCGGCCCGCGGCCUGGACGUUUGACACCCCUGGGCUAGUUGAUCUGGACAUUUCUGACAAGCUAUAAAUAGCUCUCUAAGGUAUGCAACGACUGACAUGAUGAGGAAAACUGAUUAUGCGCUACCCAAUUUCGAAAUGUCACCUUGUGCAUUCUACUAUUACAACUUUCAAGAGGAAGUUGAAAGCCAGACCCCCGCGAUGAUAGAUUCAAGACGAUAGAUUCAAAGGCCAAACCACUCAAAAUCGAAAAUUAAACUGUGCACAGCGCUACAUGUUCAAAAGUGAAACCACAUAGUCUGAUGAGUAACUCAUCCGUUUUGGCCUUUGAAUCUAUCAUCGGCAUACGUACUGUAUAUAUAUAUAUAUAUAUAUACAGUACGUAUGCCGUUUUACAAUGGUUGUGGUACAAAGAGAUGAGAAUAUUUGCUAACUCUCACAGUCUAAAAGUGAGCACUAGCUGCUAUAGUAUGGAACCCCAUUAUAACUUCUUAGCUGUGGUGGCUGCUGGUGGUGGUGGGGGGCGGGGAAUUCGAAGGAAAGGCUUAUUGAAUGAAUGGAAGGGUAUCAAACACAAUUUAUGAAGAAUGUAUCAAUGUCCACACAGGUCCGGUAUUAACUGGUGGUCCACACAAUAAACAUACAUCCUAAUCAUAACAUUUUUAUUUGCCUUUCCUUUCAGAAAGCCCAGAGAGACCCCUUCCCUUUUUCAGCAACCCAGACAUUAGAAACACCACCACACUGUUGCUAAGCGACGACGGCUCCACUCUGUUCGUAGGGGCACGAGAUGCUGUGCUCUCAUUGGAUGUCAGCCAGCCUGAUGUCAUUACCAUGAAGACUAAAGUAGGCACAUUAGAGCGGAAGAGGGAGCUAUCUAUAUUUCAUCAGAGAAGUUUAUAAAAGGUUCCAACAGUCUUAUUAAUAUUCUCUCUGUCUGUUUCUCCUAUAGAUGGAAUGGAAGCCAUCUCCAUUGGACCUACACACGUGUACCAGUAAGGGCAAGAAAAACACGGUAUUCAUUGUGGUCCUCAUGCACUUAAAUGCACGCACUUGCCUUCACAAGAAACCAUGGGAACCACUCUCACCUCUUUGAUAUCUGCCUAUGUACUUAUUUUCCUCAGACGGACUGUCCCAACUUUGUGCGAGUGCUGCAACCCAUCAAUGCCACCCACUUGUAUGCCUGUGGAACAUUUGCAUACAACCCUCAUGAUACCUAUAUUGUAAGACACUCUCCUAAUGCCUUCUGUUCUUCUCCUUCACGUCAUAUUUGGAUAGACUCUGAGUAUUCAUAUGAUAAUGAAACCUAUAGCACACUUUUAAUGACCCUUCUCUCUUUUUUCCACUUAUGGUCCUAUAAUUCCUCCCCUCUCUCCCUCUCUCAAUGUGUUUGUCUCUCUCCUUUCUCUCUCAUUCGCUCAGGACAAAGACACUCUUACCAUGGCCAAAGUCCCCAGUAAAUACAAUGAAGCAAGAGGUCGCUGCCCGUUCAACCCAUAUCAAAGAAAUACAGCCAUCUCUGUUGGUGAGAUGGACAAUUGUGGAGAGCCAAUUGUAGCUGAAUUAGUGGGCUGCCUUGGUGACGAAGCCACAUGAUAAUUGCCAAGAAGACACCAACACUUCCCAAAAAAUGCUGUAUUUUGUUCUUGUCACUCAGAUACAGUGAGGGAAAGAAAUGUAUUUGAUCCCCUGCUGAUUUUGUACGUUUGCCCACUGACAAAGACAUGAUCAGUCUAUAAUUUUAAUGGUAGGUUUAUUUGAACAGUGAGAGACAGAAUAACAACAACAAAAUCCAGAAAAACGCAUGUCAAAAAUGUUAUAAAUUGAUUUGCAUUUUAAUGAGGGAAAUAAGUAUUUGACCCCUCUGCAAAACAUGACUUAAUACUUGGUGGCAAAUCCCUUGUUGGCAAUCACAGAGGUCAGACGUUUCUUGUAGUUGGCCACCAGGUUUGCACACAUCUCAGGAGGGAUUUUGUUCCACUCCUCUUUGCAGAUCUUCUCCAAGUCAUUAGGGUUUCGAGGCUGACGUUUGGCAACUCGAACCUUCAGCUCCCUCCACAGCUAUUCUAUGGGAUUAAGGUCUGGAGACUGGCUAGGCCACCCCAGGACCUUAAUGUGCUUCUUCUUGAGCCACUCCUUUGUUGCCUUGGCCGUGUGUUUUGGGUCAUUGUCAUGCUGGAAUACCCAUCCACGACCCAUUUUCAAUGCCCUGGCUGAGGGAAGGAGGUUCUCACCCAAGAUUUUACGGUACAUGGCUCCGUCCGUCAUCCCUUUGAUGCGGUGAAGUUGUCCUGUCCCCUUAGCAGAAAAACACCCCCAAAGCAUAAUGUUUCCACCUCCAUGUUUGACGGUGGGGAUGGUGUUCUUGAGGUCAUAGGCAGCAUUCCUCCUCCUCCAAACACGGCGAGUUGAGUUGAUGCCAAAGAGCUCGAUUUUGGUCUCAUCUGACCACAACACUUUCACCCAGUUCUCCUCUGAAUCAUUCAGAUGUUCAUUGGCAAACAUCAGACGGGCCUGUAUAUGUGCUUUCUUGAGCAGGGGGACCUUGCGGGCGCUGCAGGAUUUCAGUCCUUCACGGCUUAGUGUGUUACCAAUUGUUUUCUUGGUGACUAUGGUCCCAGCUGCCUUGAGAUCAUUGACAAGAUCCUCCCGUGUAGUUCUGGGCUGAUUCCUCACCAUUCUCAUGAUCAUUGCAACUCCACGAGGUGAGAUCUUGCAUGGAGCCCCCGGCCAAGGGAGAUUGACAGUUCUUUUGUGUUUCUUCCAUUUGCGAAUAAUCGCACCAACUGUUGUCACCUUCUCACCAAGCUGCUUGGCGGCGAUGGUCUUGUAGCCCAUUCCAGCCUUGUGUAGGUCUACAAUCUUGUCCCUGACAUCCUUGGAGAGCUCUUUGGUCUUGGCCAUGAUGGAGAGUUUGGAAUCUGAUUGAUUGAUUACUUCUGUGGACAGGUGUUUUUUAUACAGGUAACAAACUGAGAUUAGGAGCACUCCCUUUAAGAGUGUGCUCCUAAUCUCAGCUCGUUACCUGUAUAAAAGACACCUGGGAGCCAGAAAUCUUUCUGAUUGAGAGGGGUCAAAUACUUAUUUCCCUCAUUAAAAUGCAAAUCAAUUUUAUAACAUUUUUGACAUGCGUUUUUCUGGAUUUUUUGUUGUUGUUAUUCUGUCUCUCACUGUUCAAAUAAACCUACCAUUAAAAUUAUAGACUAAUCAUUUCUUUGUCAGUGGGCAAACGUACAAAAUCAGCAGGGGAUCAAAUACUUUUUUCCCUCACUGUACCUCAAUUUUUAACAUGUUUCUCUCUAGAUGGUGAGCUUUUCACAGCCACUACAAAUGACUUCAUGGGUAAGACACCAAUGGUCUCCCGCCAUCUCAGUAAAGAUGGUCGCCCAGAUGUUAGCCAGGAUACCUCAGUGAACUUGGAUGGUGAGUGGUCUUCAACAAAUAGAGAUCAAUAGUAUUGACAUAUUUUUGUUGGCACUUACUCCACCAUUGCUCGUUGGCCAAAGCAUAUGGGGUAAUGAAGGAGGGUUUUUGGAUAAACACCGAAGAUAAGGUCUGUGAUAACCCACAUGAAAAAAUUAUAUAGUAUACUAUGGUAUAUGUACAUACUAGAGUAUUCACUGUAGUGUUUUUGCGGACUUAAAUGUAGUAUUCACUGUAUUGUUUUUCCGGAUUUAAAUGUAGUAUUCACUGUAGUGUUUUUGUGGACUAAAGUCAGCAGUGAAUAUUGUAGUAUUUACUGUAGUAUUUACAGUUAACUAUAGUAUAAAUACUGUAGUAAAAGAAAACUGUAGUAUAUACUAUAGUGAUUCAUGUAGCGUUUUUAAUGUAGUAUACUGUUGUAUUUACUAUACUGUUUUUGCAGACUGUAGUAUACUGUAGUAUUUACUGUAGCAUUUUUGCAGACAUUAUUGUAGUAUUUACUAUAGUGUUUUUGUUUUAUCUUUGACAUAGAAGUGCAGGCUUUCUCCUUGAGGAAACCUACUGGAGAAAUACUAAAAGAGCACAUUUUCCAUAGCCUGUCAGUAGGUAGGACUGGGGUCUGAACAGAUAGUUCAGAGCUUCUGCUCUUUUCUAUAACCUGUAGGGAACACAAUAUAUUGGCAUGUUGGUUUUUACUUAUGGGUGGCACAAAAUGGGAUAUGGGGAAGGGAAUGGAGAUAUGCUAAUUUAAUACUGUAGUAUUUACUAUAGUUUAAAAAAGUGUCGUGUUUUUGCGGAUACUACUGUAGUAUUUACUAUAGUAUUCUACAGUAUACUACAACAUUCUAUAGUAAGCACUACACGAUUGUGGGAUACUACAGUGUGUAGUAUAGUAUUCUACAGUAUAUUAUAGUUUACUAUAGAUUUCUAUAGUAAGGACUGUAGUAUUCUAUAGUAAACUGUAGUAUUUUUUCAUGUGGGUAAACACAGGCUUAGGAGAUCUUAUAUGUUUUGUUCUAUAAGAUAAUCUUCAUCAGCUAACGUCACUUUUUGUGAAUUUUGAAUAAUUUAUAAAGGUUUCAUAAUUCAGUAUGAAAAUGUAUGCACUCACUAACUGUAAGUCGCUCUGGAUAAGAGCGUCUGCUAAAUGACUAAAAUGUAAAAAUAAAUAAAAAAUAAAGGUAAUGUUAACUGACUGAUAUUAUCUCAUAGAACAAAACUUAUAAGAUAUCCUAAGCAUGUGAUAACCUCAGACCUUAAUUUCUAAGUUUAUCCCAAAACCCCAUUCUUUCCCAAUUAAUUUCCCCCAUAGGAAUGGCCGAAUGUACCAGAGGUAACUUAUUUCCAAUUUUUAGGACUACAGGCUGUGCUGAUGUUGCUUCCAGAGGCAGUUUGGAACUCGUUGUGAGUGUUGCAACCGAGGACAGACGAUUUUUACGCGAUAUGCGCUUCAGCACUCAGCGGUCCUGUUCUGUGAGCUUGUGUGGCCUAUCACUUCGCAGCCAUUGUUGCUCCUAAACGUUUCCACUUCACAAUAACAGCACUGACCGGGGCAGCUCUAGCAGGGCAGAAAUUUGACAAAAUGACUUGUUGUAAUGUUGGCAUCCUAUGACGGUGCCAUGUUGAAAGUCACUGAGCUCUUCAGUAUGGGCCACUACUGCCAAUGUUUGUCUAUAGAGAUUGCAUUGCUGUGUGCUGAAAUAGCUGAAUCCACUAAUUUGAUGGUGUGUCCACAUACUUUUGGCCAUGUAGUGUAUCUCCUAUCUGUGCUUGAAUAGGAUGUGGUCUUAGAUGUUUGUGUAAUUUACUUUAUUUCAGAGCCCACUUUCGUCAGUUCCGCAUCUGACACCAGCGAGGGGAAGGUGUACUUCUUCUUCAGUGAAGUGGGAAAUGAGUACAGCUUCCUGGAUGAGAUCAAAGUAUCGCGGGUAGCCCAGGUCUGCAAGGUAAGUAACAGGAUGGGGCUUCGAUUCCAUUUAAUAUAGGAGAAAUCAACAUAAAUCCAGUUAAUGAAUUGGGAAACAAAUCCUCAUUGAAUAUAAUGUGUUAACUUCUCCAAUUAAUGAAUUGAAAUUAAAUUAAUUACCUGAAUUGAUAGAGUAGGAUUUGCCCCCUAAGCCUGAUGAAUGGUAGGCCAAUGUCCCUCCCCAUUCUACUAUAGCUGAUCAACAUUCAUGCACAGAUUUACUGAGUAGGAUAUGAGAACCCUCUUGAGAUGCAACUUCUCUUUUUCACAAGCCAGAAAUGUUACUGCUUCCUCUGACAGGAGAGUAUUUACAGUGCCUUCAGAAAGUAUUCAUUCACCUUGACUUAGUCCACAUUUUGUUGUGUUAUAGCCUGAAUAAAAAAUGGAUUAAAUGAUUAUUUUUUCUCACCCAUCUACACACAUUACCCCAUAAUGACAAAGCAAAAACUGGUUUUGGACAUUUUUGCGAAUGGAAAUAUUAAAAUGGAAAUAUUACAUUUACAUAAGUAUUCAUACCCUUUACUCAGUACUUUGUUGAAGCACCUUUGGCAGCGAUUACAGCCUUGAGUCUUCUUGGGGAUGACGCUACAAGCUUGGCACACCUGUAUUUGGAGAGUUUCUCCCAUUCUUCUCUGCAGAUCCUCUCUAGCUCUGUCAGGUUGGAUGGGGAGCGUUGCUGCACAGCUAUUUUCAGGUCUCUCCAGAGAUGUUCGAUCAGGUUUAAGUCCGGGCUCUGGCUGGGUCCACUCAAGGACAUUCAGAGACUUGUCCCGAAGCCACUCCUGCGUUGGCUUGGCUGUGUGCUUAGGGUUGUUGUCCUGUUGGAAGGUGAACCUUCGCCUUAGUCUGAGGUCCUGAGAGCUCUGGAACAGGUUUUCAUCAAGGAUUUCUCUGUACUUUGCUCCAUUAAUCUUUGCCUUGAUCCUGACUAGUCUCCCGGUCCCUGCCACUGAAAAACAUCGCCACAGCAUGAUUCUGCCACCACCAUGCUUCACUGUAGGGAUGGUGCCAGGUUUCCUCCAGACGUGACGCUUGGCAUUCAGGCCAAAGAGUUCAAUCUUGGUUUCAUCAGACCAGAGAAUAUUGUUUCUCAUGGUCUGAGAGUCUUUAGGUGCCUUUUGGCACGGGCUGUCAAGUGCCUUUUACUGAGGUGUGGCUUCCAUCUGGCCACUCUACCAUAAAGGCCUGAUUGGUGGAGUGCUGCAGAGAUGGUUGUCCUUCUGGAAGGUUCCACAGAGGAACUCUGGAAAUCUGUCAGAGUGACCAUCGGGUUCUUGGUCGCCUCCCUGACCAAGGCCCUUCUCCCCCGAUUGCUCAGUUUGGCCGGGCGGCCAGCUUUAGGAAGAGUCUUUGGUGGUUCCAAACUUCUUCCAUUUAAGAAUGAUGGAGGCCACUGUGUUCUGGGACCUUCAAUGCUGCAGAACUUUUUUGGAACCAUUCCCAAGAUCUGUUCCUCGACACAAUCCUGUCUCGGCGCUCUACAGACAAUUCCUUCGACCUCAUGGCUUGGUUUUUGCUCUGACAUGCACUGUCAACCGUGGGACCUUAUAUAGACAAGUGUGUGCCUUUCCAAAUCAUGCCCAAUCAAUUGAAUUUACCACAGGUGGACUCCAAUCAAGUUGUAGAAACAUCUCAAGGAUGAUCAAUGGAAACAGGAUGCACCUGAGCUCAAUUUCGAGUCUCAUAGCAAAGGGUCUGAAUAAUUAUGGAAAUAAGGAAUUUCUGUUUUUAAACCUGUUUUCACUUUGUCAUUAUGAGGCAUUAUGUGUAGAUUGCUGAGGAUUUGUAUUUAUUUAAUCCAUUUUAGAAUAAGGCUGUAACGUAACAAAAUGUGGGAAAAGUCAAGGGGUCUGAAUACUUUCCGAAGGCACUGUAUGUCAUGAUUAUUACUAAACAAAUAUGUUGUCCUUGGGUGUGUCAGGAUGACAUUGGGGGAGAGCGCAUCCUGCAGAAACGCUGGACUUCCUUCGCUAAGGCCGAACUUCUCUGUCAGCCUCCCAAAGAGCUGCCUUUCAAUAUCAUGCAGGAUGUGUUCACCCUCGCUCCAUCAGAGGGCUACCCCACACAAGAUAUUAUUUUCUAUGGUAUCUUCACAUCCCAAUGGUGAGCGAGAGCAUGCAAAAGUUUCUCUGCAUAUGUGAGAUGAGAUGUCUGGAGGUCUAAUGAGAUGACCAAACAAUUGUGCCAAUAUUUGGGUUAACUUUCUCACAAAAGAGUUGUUUAAAUAUUUUUCUUCCCCCUCUUUCACAUCUCUCUUUCCUGCUGGCUUCCUAACCUCUGUCUAUCUCUCUUCUCUCCCCUUCCACUCCCAGGUCAGUGGCUUCAGGGCAGUCUGCUGUGUGUGCCUUUCGGCUUGGGGACAUCAAGGAUGUGUUUGCUGGGAAUUACAAGAUAUUCCAAAACCACCAAUGGAGUUCUCACACUGACAAGAGUAGCAACCUGGGCAAGGUGUGGAUGGGCCAUUCCUAUACUGUAGAAGUAUACACUGAGUAUACCAAACCUUAAGAACACCUUCCUAAUAUUGAGUUGCACCCCCCCCAUCCCCCCCGCUUUUGCCCUCAGAACAGCCUCAAUUCGUUGGGGCGGGGCAAGUACUCUACAAGGUGUCGAAGCGUUCCACAGGUUCCACAGAUUUAACAAGUGACAUCAAUUAGGGAUCAUACCUUUCACCUGGAUUCACCUCGUCAGUCUGUCAUGGAAAGAGCAGAUGUUCUUAAUGUUUUGUAUACUCAGUGUAGAUUAGGGUAUAUGGGCAGGGUUGUGAACAAUGUCCUUUCUAAGGAUCCAUUCUCAUGGCUUACCAAAUUUUUUGCGGAGUGGCUAUAAUAGAUUUAUAUAGUUGUAGAUUUAUGGACUUGUGCAAUUAGCCUAAUGACCAAAUCCUCUUUACCCCCUGUGUUUCCUGUGUGGCAAUUGUAAUAACUGAGUUUAUGGGCCUUUUGUUGUCAGUGUGGGUUGGACAAUGCCCCAGACACCACUCUAAUGGCAGUCAAGGAAAGUUUCCUAGCCAGUGGAAGUGUGCGUCCGAUGGGCAGAGUACCAGUCCUCAUCUCCCCUGACCAGCGCUACAGUCGGGUAUCUGCACUACGGACACAAGCGGCCAAUGGACAGGACUACACCAUACUCUUCCUUCUUACUGGUGUGUCAUAGUUAUUUUCAAUCUGGACAUUGCUCUUCAAUCUUGGUCUGUCAACUACUGUCCAAUUGCUCAUGUGGUGAUACGACUCCCAUCCCAAAUUUUAUGGCAGAUUAUUUUGUCACAGCACAUUUUAUUUUGGUUGCAACUUUUGUGUUUCACUCUUCUCUUGGUCAGAGUCUGGGAUUCUCCACAAAGCUGUGCUGUUGAACAAGGAUACCCACAUCAUAGAGGAGAUCCAAGUGUUCAGACAACCACAACUGGUGAAAAACAUACUUCUCUCCACCUCCAAGGUACACAUUUGUUAAUCUUAACUUUUGUCAAUGUAUGUUUUCAAUGGGCAUUUCUCUGUAUACUGUGUACUGUGUUUGGCCUUUCAUCCACUAAAACCCUUUGAUGCCUGUUCCUCCUAUCGCAGGGUGUGCUUUAUGUGGGGACCUCUGAAGGGGUUACCCAGGUGCCUGUGUCCCAGUGCCCAUCCUAUAAGAGCUGUGCCCAGUGUGUUUUGGCACGAGACCCCCUCUGUGGCUGGGACCCUGCCAGUGGACACUGUGCCAGUGUGUCUGCCAUUCCAGCCAAUGCGUGAGUGCAACUUUAGAUCUUUAGAUUCAUCACUGGCCUCCACAUACUGCUGGUUCCCUGUGGCAUUUCCAUCCUUUAAAAAAAAUAGUGAAAUCGUUGACAUCUCAGCCUAGCACUCAUGCAUGUGUUUGUGCAUUGAAGAGAACACUGUCAAGGCACCAAUGUUAAUGGACAUCCCUCUCUCUGUCACCUACCUUUCCAUCUCUCUUUCUCUCACUUCAUCUUUGCAUUUGUGUGUGUUGUUGUUGUCAGACGGCAGGAUGUGGAGCAUGGCAACGUGACGAAGGAGUGUCAAGGUUCCCUCACAGCCAAACCUCUGCCAGGUGAUCACUACAAUCAGACACAAGUGUAUUGGGAUUAUAAAGUAAUAAAACCAGUAAUAAACCAUCAUAUUUAAGCAUUGAUUGCUCUCUAUGUAUAACUCACUAAUUUGUCUGUGCUCACGUUCUAUCCCCAGUGGAGGUAUACGCACGGCUAGAUGAAGUAGUGAGGUUGAAGUGUUCCACAUCCUCCAAUCUGGCAACCCUGAGUUGGAAGUCCACCAAAGCAAGCGCUCUGCCCCACCACCUAUUCUUUCACUAUAGAGAUGAGAGUCUGGUCUUCCUGGCCACACCUGACACCUUCGGAAUCUACCACUGCAUCUCUGUGGAGAGGGGUUAUGAGGAGACAGCAGCUAUCUACACUGUGAGACAGAGUGUCUCCCCUCGGGCCAUUGAUACUCCAGCUGUUAAAAUCCGGAUCACCACAAACAUCCAGAGGACCACAGAGACUAAAGACCAGAUGACCACCAUGAUGGAGACUCCAAGCGACACUGAGGAGAAGCUAGACCUCAUCACCUUUUGGGAGGAUCCAGUCAUCACCACAGACGUAACCACAACCAACAAGACUCCAGACAUACAGUCCAGGACUGAGAACCUAGAGGACAAGACCCCAAACACCAAGUCUAGUACUGAGAAGCCAGAGGAUAUGACCCCAGACCCCCAGUCCAGCAGUGAGAAACCAGAAGACAUUGUCAACCUCAAUGAACCCUCAACAGCCAAGAGUUACCAUAGUGAACUGGUGGCAGUAUCAUUUCUCCUGGCUGUGUGUGUUUGUGUGCUAGUGCUGGGAGGGCUCUAUGGGUGGCGCCAGCAGGGCAGAUAUAAAUCGGGCCCCUGGGACACUGCAGAAGGGGGAUACAAGGAAGAGGAGGACCCCCUGGAAUGUGAUCCCCCUGUGGGCAGCAACAAAGUCUCACCUCCCUCUAUAAAGGAAGCAGAAUGAAUGGACUCAGAGAAGAUAUCUUUCUUCAUCGAGUGUCAGUUGUUUUCAAAAGGCAUUUAAUGACAACACAUCAGCUGGAUUCGAUCUUGUUGAAGAUCUAUAAAUAAGUACAUUUUUAAAAAGUGUGUUGGGGGGGGGGGG
This is a messenger RNA of Coregonus sp. 'balchen', 14070 nucleotides long. The record is from the annotation of a GenBank genome assembly. NCBI's taxonomy places the organism in Eukaryota, Metazoa, Chordata, Actinopteri, Salmoniformes, Salmonidae.